CCGUAUUGGCCAGAUAUUCUCUUCUCUCUUCUUUCCCUCUCCUCCUCUUUUCUCUUCUCCCAACGAAGCCUCUCCCAAGAAGCCCGACGCUCCUCCCCUUCCGCACCGCCUCGUUCGCCUCAUUUUUUGCAUCUUCCAUUGUCCGCGCCCCUCCCCCAAGUUUUCGCCACCAUGAAGGCAGCCCUGCUUCUCUCCGCCCUGGCCUCUUGCGCCAUUGGCGUCGUCGCCGCCGAGGACCUCAAGAUCGAUGUCACCCACGCCGUCGAGUGCGAGCGCAAGACCCAAAAGGGCGAUAAGCUGUCCAUGCACUACCGGGGCACUCUGCUCGCUUCCGGCAAGCAGUUUGAUGCCAGCUAUGACCGCAACCAGCCCUUCAGCUUCAAGUUGGGCGCCGGCCAGGUGAUCAAAGGAUGGGAUCAGGGUCUUCUCGACAUGUGCAUUGGGGAGAAGAGAACUCUCACGAUCCCCCCGGAGCUGGGCUACGGCCAGCGCAACAUGGGUCCUAUCCCGGCUGGUUCAACUUUGGUCUUUGAGACCGAGUUGCUGGCCAUCGAGGGCGUCAAGGCCCCCGAGAAGCCUACCGAGAAGCCCACCGAAGAGCCAGUGGUCGAGAAGGUUGCCGAAAAGGUGGCCAGCGUCGCUGCCGAGGCUGCUGAUGCCGCCAAGACGAUUCUUUCCGACACUGAUGAUACGUCUGAGACUCACGAGGAGUUGUAACGAGAUAAUGAUUUGUAAAUAGUACUAGCCUCUUCCCUUUUUUUGAGCCUGCAUAGCCGAUCUCGAACGUCAAAUGAAACGUUCCCUCGAAACGUUCCUCUUCGUUGUGUGGUGAACAAUAAUUCUAUCCAUGUUAAGCUUUGAUCAGCCGUCAGGAAUCCAUAAAUUCCCCGAAGCUAUAUACUUGGGAUGACCAUUGGGCUCCCAUCAUAUCUAGAUUCUCUCUAUACGUCAUAUUAUUGUCCCCUUUCA
Trichoderma atroviride IMI 206040 is the source of this 969-nucleotide messenger RNA. RefSeq lists its product as uncharacterized. NCBI's taxonomy places the organism in Eukaryota, Fungi, Ascomycota, Sordariomycetes, Hypocreales, Hypocreaceae. The record is from RefSeq and is a predicted model, not a curated record. Gene Ontology annotation, cellular component: endoplasmic reticulum. Gene Ontology annotation, biological process: protein peptidyl-prolyl isomerization. Gene Ontology annotation, molecular function: peptidyl-prolyl cis-trans isomerase activity.